AUGGCCGAAAGCUCCGAGACGGUUUGUUUGGCAGUGAAACGUUUGGAUUUAAAUGAUACAGAAAUCUCAGAUGUGAUUUCUUUGAACAUCAGCAAAGGGGACAGUGUGGCAGAAGUUACUCACAAAAUACGAGUGGCCCUGGAACCCAAUGAUGCUGACAUCAUUUUCAAGUUGCGCAAUACCCAAGGACAUUUCAUUCCUUUAAAUGGAAAGAUUGCUGAUAGACCUUCCAUUGUUGAGCAUCAUCGUCAUUUUUUACAGUCUGAAGUGCAACCAGAACCAAACUCCCUUACGCUGACACAGUUUGAAGAUGAGAUGGUGAAAAAACUGGCAACUAUACAGGAAAGGAUUAAUCAGCUUGAGCUGGCAGAGAAAAAUAUGACAGAGAGACGAGCAGAGAAGCUUAAACAGGAAGUGUUGGUGCUGCAGGCUACAGUGGACUUCAUGACAAGACGUUUUGAGGAGUCCGAAUCUGUUCACUGGAAUGGAAUGUUCAUUCGGUAUCCGUUAUGGUGA
Messenger RNA from Candidula unifasciata, 516 nucleotides. The record is from the annotation of a GenBank genome assembly. Lineage: Eukaryota; Metazoa; Mollusca; Gastropoda; Stylommatophora; Geomitridae.